GUCUUCUCCCCGCUCGUCCAGGUGCGGCACAACACCAAGGGCCAGGAGUACCAGCCCUCGCAGCGGAAACGCAAGCGCAAGCACGGCUUCCUUGUCCGCAAGCGGAGCGUGAACGGGCGCAAGAUGCUCGCCAGGAGGGCCGCCAAGGGCAGGCUUUUCCUGUCGCACUGA
Messenger RNA from Trametes versicolor FP-101664 SS1, 171 nucleotides. RefSeq lists its product as uncharacterized. The record is from RefSeq and is a predicted model, not a curated record. The transcript has a single exon. Gene Ontology annotation, cellular component: mitochondrial large ribosomal subunit; ribosome. Lineage: Eukaryota; Fungi; Basidiomycota; Agaricomycetes; Polyporales; Polyporaceae. Gene Ontology annotation, biological process: translation. Gene Ontology annotation, molecular function: structural constituent of ribosome. The annotation marks the transcript as partial.